Wallemia ichthyophaga EXF-994 is the source of this 231-nucleotide messenger RNA. RefSeq lists its product as uncharacterized. Lineage: Eukaryota; Fungi; Basidiomycota; Wallemiomycetes; Wallemiales; Wallemiaceae. The record is from RefSeq and is a predicted model, not a curated record. The coding region runs from base 1 to 231 and encodes 76 amino acids. The transcript is spliced from 2 exons.
AUGAAUACAGAAAGGGCAGACACGACAGAAUCAUUCAAAGGGUAUGCUCCAUUUGAUGAAACAAUGGAAGGACCAGCUGCUACCUCGCGUGGAUCCAAAGAUGAUGACUGGUACCCACCUGCUGGAUCCAGAGCCGCCAAAGCGUUAGAGCAUCUAUUUGACGACGCUGAUGAAUUUGACGAGGCUGAUUGGAGGAAUUGGGUGGAAGAAGACAAAUCAGCCAAUCAGUAA